CUUCGUGCCUUCCUCCCUUUCAGAAAUGGUCACUUGAAAACCCAACCCCCCCUAGUUGUAGUGACAAUCAGCAGUUUCGAAAGCCCGGCGACAAAAGUACUUGACUUGAUACGCAGCAUAUAUAGUAUCGACUGAUUAUGUGUUCAUACCAUUUUGGCCUUGUAGGUUAAGUUUUUUGGAAAAGAAAAAAAAUCUGUGUCUUGUGAAGGAGAAGUUUCAAGACUUAUUUAUUCACUUUUAUACGUCAAAUUUUAGUGUAAUUUUGUUGUGCUAGUGUGUGUACUAAUUAUCGUAUAGUUGGAUUCCUACGGGACCGGAGUUACCUGAUCGCCUGACGAUACAAUUCUUCUAUAAAAGUGUUAUCUUUGGGAGUGACCGGUCGAGAUGCUGCCUAGAUGCAUGUAGAACGACCAUCGUGGAGGGACCCUAAUGCGAGAAACCUCCGCAACUCAGGGGGGCAAAGACGAAAUGAGUGAGCGCUGAGACUAUGCGCAUUGCCAUCCACAUCAUCUUCAUUGCGGUGGUGUCGCUGGCUGCCUGUGCUGUAGGCUGGCAACGUGGGACCCGCUUUUCUAACAGCAACGAGAGUGCAUAUGAUUGGUCUUCUAAUGAAGGUGAAGAAACAACAGUGUCAGGCGAAAGCACGAAUAAUUGGCUGUCUGUGAAGGAGUCCCAGAAGUUGCUCAAAAAAGAAAGAGGCUUACCUGUUGACUGUUGCCCGUACGACGUUGAAAUGAUUGAACCAAAGGGCGGAACAAACCAAGAGGGAAUGUAUGUAGAAUUGUACAUGGAAGGCGAGAACAAACAAAGGUUCUUCGAGCAGUCAUGCCGGCUAGGCGUAGAGGGAAAACCUUGCCGAUUCAUAGAUAGAAAGUUGUAUAAUCAGUCAAGGUGUGUUCAACGAUACUCCUAUACAUACGCUAUUAUUAAAUUACCUGAUGAGACUAUACGGCAUCACCACCGUGUCAGUCACUUUACUUCAUUCCCUUCGGCGAACAGCAAGUGGAUGCUUGAUUACAUCAAGGUGCGGAACGGGUGUAGCUGUGAAGUGCUCGCCAAAAUGAAAAAGAAAAAGAAAAAGGGCGGAAAAGGAAAAAGGGAGAGUGAAGAACCCCACUAAAGACAAAAUUUACAAAGUAUUACUACAUUAGUACAACGUGAAUAAUUGUGAAAUACAGAAAACAAAAGGUGUUAUUGAAAUUCAACUAACAUAAGAACUUUUAAUAUUUUUCUCUUCUUUUCCCCCUGCUUAGGACUUUUUUUAAGAUAAUAUUUAUCAAAUUAUUCAAUAGGUCUUAUUUAUACACAUUCAGAAUUAAAAAUUACUUUAUCACCAAAUAUGUCACCAAUGAUUUACAGAAUAUAAAUAAUGAAAUGUACAGAGGCCCAAAAAUGGGAACAAUACGUUGCAAUGGUGACAUCUACAAUGUUCACAUCAAUAUAUAUAAAAAAAAUUUCAUUGAAUUUA
This is a messenger RNA of Cimex lectularius (bed bug), 1468 nucleotides long. RefSeq lists its product as uncharacterized. The coding region runs from base 488 to 1120 and encodes 210 amino acids. The record is from RefSeq and is a predicted model, not a curated record. NCBI's taxonomy places the organism in Eukaryota, Metazoa, Arthropoda, Insecta, Hemiptera, Cimicidae. The transcript is spliced from 7 exons.